This is a messenger RNA of Musca vetustissima, 2268 nucleotides long. It is a transcript of the gene Rm62, whose product is annotated as ATP-dependent RNA helicase p62. The record is from RefSeq and is a predicted model, not a curated record. Lineage: Eukaryota; Metazoa; Arthropoda; Insecta; Diptera; Muscidae. Gene Ontology annotation, molecular function: RNA binding; ATP binding; RNA helicase activity. The transcript has 6 exons. Bases 416 to 2266 code for a protein of 616 amino acids. Gene Ontology annotation, cellular component: cytoplasm; nucleus; ribonucleoprotein complex.
GAAAUGCAACCCUGUUGUGGUUGUUUGACAACUCGUGCGAUAAGUAAAUACUGACAAAAAUUUUGUGCCAUGCGUCAUUCCACUUUUGGACGAGGUUAGAAAAACUAUCGCAGCUUUUCCAGCGAUUACCGAAAAGGAACACAUAGGAGUUAGUAGUUACCGCUUAGGACAAAACCUAGAGCUCCAUACAAAAUCAACUCGCCAAAUUGUACGAGGAAUUUAUUGCUCUAGCGUUAAAGCAAAUUUUAAGGAAGCGGCAGCCGAUACUAAUCCUACGGAAAAGCUAACCUCAUCAGCAUCAGACGUUGGAACAACAUCCAAAAGGGAUUCAACAGCAGCAGCACAACAACAACAUACAAGACAACAGACUUUAUUUGAAGAUCCAGACGAAGAAGAUUACAACAGUUUUGGUAAAAUGGCUCCUCAUGACAAAACUUAUGGUGCCGCUCGUGGCGGACGUGAUGAAAACCGCAGCCGUGGUGAGGGUGGCGAUCGUUAUGGCAGCCGUAGCGGUGGACGUGGUGGUGAUUACCACGGCGUAAGCAAGGGACGUGUUGAAAAAGGAGGUCGUGGUGGUGAUCGUGGAGGUCGCGGUGGCGGCUUCGGUGGCGGUUAUGGCGGCGGCAGUGGUUUUGGCGGUGGUGAUCGUCGUGGAGGUGGUGGCGGUAACGCCCAAGACCUUUCCAUUCGCCCCGUUGAUUUCAGCAACUUGACUCCAUUCAAAAAGGAUUUCUACAAGGAACAUCCCACUGUUGCCAAUCGCUCCUUUGCCGAGGUCCAGCGUUUCCGUGACGAACAUGAAAUCACAAUUCGCGGUAAUGCCCCCAAUCCCAUUCAAGAUUUCAGCGAGGCCUACUUGCCCGAAUAUGUAACCAAAGAAAUCCGCCGUCAAGGCUAUAAGGCACCCACAGCCAUUCAGGCCCAGGGUUGGCCCAUUGCCAUGGCUGGCCACAAUUUGGUCGGUAUUGCCAAGACAGGUUCAGGCAAAACUUUGGGUUAUAUCUUGCCCGCCAUUGUACACAUCAACAAUCAGGCUCCCCUGCAACGUGGUGAUGGUCCCAUUGCCUUGGUUUUGGCGCCCACCCGUGAAUUGGCCCAACAAAUUCAACAAGUUGCCACCGAAUUUGGUUCUUCAUCAUAUGUACGCAAUACUUGUGUAUUCGGUGGUGCACCCAAAGGCGGUCAAAUGCGCGAUCUUCAACGUGGCUGUGAAAUUGUUAUUGCCACACCUGGACGUUUGAUUGAUUUCUUGGCCGCUGGUGCCACCAAUUUGAGACGUUGCACAUAUUUGGUAUUGGACGAAGCUGAUCGUAUGUUGGAUAUGGGUUUCGAACCUCAAAUUCGUAAGAUCAUCUCACAAAUUCGUCCCGAUCGUCAGACAUUGAUGUGGUCCGCCACAUGGCCCAAAGAGGUUAAGCAAUUGGCUGAAGAUUUCUUGGGAGAUUAUAUACAAAUUAAUAUCGGUUCAUUGGAAUUGUCGGCUAAUCACAAUAUUCGUCAAGUCAUUGAUGUGUGCGAGGAAAAUGACAAGGAAGAAAAAUUAAAAUCUUUGCUUUCGGAAAUCUAUGAUACCAGCGAAAAUCCCGGCAAAAUUAUAAUUUUCGUUGAAACAAAACGUCGCGUUGAUCAUUUGGUACGUUUCAUUCGCAGCUUUGGCGUCCGUUGCGGUGCCAUUCACGGUGACAAAUCACAAUCGGAACGUGAUUUUGUAUUGCGUGAAUUCCGUUCGGGCAAAUCAAAUAUUUUGGUAGCCACAGAUGUUGCCGCUCGUGGUUUGGACGUUGAUGGCAUUAAAUAUGUUAUUAAUUUCGAUUAUCCACAAUCAUCGGAGGAUUAUAUCCAUCGUAUUGGCCGUACUGGACGCUCAAACACAACUGGCACAUCAUAUGCAUUCUUUACACGCAACAACUCAAAACAAUCGAAGGCAUUGUUAGAUGUACUUCGUGAGGCUAAUCAGGAAAUCAACCCCGCUCUAGAAAACAUGGUACGCAACAGCCGUUUCGAUGGUGGCGGCCGUUCCCGUUAUGGCGGUGGCGGUAACUCUCGUUACAAUGGCACCUUCAAAAAGGGCUCCAUGAGCAAUGGUCGCGGCUAUGGCGGCGGUAAUGGCGGUGGUUAUGGCGGUGGCCGCAGCAACGGUUAUGGCGGUGGUGAUAGUGGUCGCAGCAACGGCUACGGUGGCGGCAGUGGAGACAGUGGCUACAGCCGUGGUGGCGGUGCCAGUAGUAGUAGUGGCGGCAAUACCAGACAUACGCGUUUUGAUUAAAC